CAAACGCUGUUUGACAUACCCAUCGUUAUAGGCUUCGCCUCUGGCAGUUUCUUUUUUAAAAGGAAAGCUCAAAGCCACAGAUUAUACAUUCUGUUCACUAUCCGUGCGGGUAAAAUAAAAUAACAGAGUGAGUGGAGGAAUCAGCGCGCUCUGUGUUUUCUCAAUUGGAGAAGAACGGCUUUACGCGUAAACGGUACGAGCUAUCUGGAUAAUUUCAUUCCUUUUUCUGAAUUAUUAGUGACUCCGAGCGGGUAAAGACAGCUCAAAGGGGAAGCAGAGUGACUGCCUUUGUGGAUUGCUAGUAUCGGACGACAUUUGGACUUGAGCGCGCAAAGCACCUGUGGAUGCAACAAACAUCCCCCUGAUGAUUGGACUCCAACCUUCGACAAAGAAAGGAUUCGUCGCAAGAUUGAGUUGAUAAUCGUUUAAUUCAAAAAGGCAGUGCAUUUUAGAGGAGAAGCGUGCCAUGCUGCUGAGAGUUUCCUUCCUGGUGGUUCCGCUGCUGAGCAUAACCGGCUGCGGCUCGUCAUACGUGCCGUGCGAGCCGUGCGACCAGAAGGCCCUGUCCAUGUGUCCGCCAGUGCCAGUCGGCUGUCAGCUGGUGAAGGAGCCCGGCUGCGGCUGCUGCCUAACGUGCGCGCUCGAGGAGGGCCAGCCGUGCGGCGUGUACACCGGUCCGUGCACGCGCGGGCUCCGCUGCCUGCCCAAGAACGGCGAGGAGAAGCCACUGCACGCGCUCCUGCACGGCCGGGGGGUGUGCAAAAACGAGAAGUUGUACAAAUUGCUGCAUCCAUCAAAAGAAGGACGAUCCCGAGAUGACACCCUGCUACUUGCUGCAGAGCCGGCACAAACCAAGGUGCCCUUGAAUGGAGAACACAUCAGCAGUUGGAAGGCCUAUGCCAUGAAGCAGGCCAAGGAUCGCAAAAAGCAGUUGGCUAGAACGGGACCCACCAGCAACCUGGAUUUCUCACCGCUUAGCCUCGAUAAACUGGAGCCUGAAUUUGGGCCCUGCAGGAGAAGACUAGAUAAUCUUAUUCAGAGCAUAAAGGACACUUCUCGGGUCUUGGCUCUCUCCCUGUACAUCCCCAACUGUGACAAGAAGGGGUUCUUCAAGCGCAAACAGUGUAAGCCAUCUCGUGGUCGGAAAAGGGGGAUCUGCUGGUGUGUUGACCGGUUUGGCGUCAAAAUCCCCGGCAUCAACUAUGCUGGAGGAGACCUGCAGUGCAAAGACCUCGACCGCAGCAGCAACAGCAAUGAAUAAGAGUGAAUUGCACUGAGCUUCUUAAAAAUCUGCCAAUGAAGCUAGCAGGCUUUAUGACUGACAAUCAUGAAAUCUUGAAACAAACACUUUUAUAUAUGGUCAGGUGUGAUGGACUAUGUAUUUUUUGUGUUUUUUAAAGGGAGCUGAAAUGAAAAGUUUGCUUAAGUGACAAUCUGCACAUGUAGGUCUUAAGUCUGGGUCCCCAAUUACUAUAUACUAUGUUUUAGGUUAGCUAACACCUCUUUUUAUCCCAGGUAAUAUUGUAACACAUGUGUUGAGUCUAUUACUAAAUUUACUCCAGGAAUUCUGAGACAAGACAUACUGUAAAUGUGGCUAAAAAUCAUAUUUUUUCACACAUUUGUGCUUUUGAGGGGUUUUAUUCCUCCUUUACUGGUUCUUGUGUGACAUUAGUAAUUUUACAUGGUAGCAAGAUAAGACAAUUGAUUAAGUGGGCAAAAGAGAGAGGUCAAAUCAACUGUAAUUUCAUUCAUUAACUAGAGCCCAUACAUAUAGGAAAUUUGCAUUUAUUUAUUUAUUUAUCAAUCUCACUCUAAUACUGCUUAAACAUGAAGCUAGAGCCAGCUGGUUAGCUUCACUUAGACUGGAAACAAGAGCAAACAGCUAGCUUUGGUCUGUCCAAAUGUAACAAAAUCUGCCCAUCAGUAACUGCAGAUCUUGCUCAAUAGCAAGUUACAUGUUGUUCCUUUGAUCUGUAUAAAACAGAUGUGCCACAUUGUCAUUUUCUGUAGUGUCUGCUGGCUGCCCAGAGGUAAUAAAGACAAAUUGAAAUUCUGAUCUCAAGAAAAUUCAGUGAAAUUCAUUUCAGUCAGCUGUAAAUCUUUAUCCUCACAAUGCUCUUAGCUGUAACUGUAGCUCAUUAUUUGCCCACUCCUAGCAGAGGUUUCUAUACUUCUGUUUCUCAAAUGUGAUGUUCACUGGUGAAGCAGGUUGCAUUUUUUGGCAAUCAAGCCCUUUUAAAGUGAUAUUUGGCUUUGGCACCUUAACCUGUGAGUUGUCUCAUGGUUGGAUUCAUGUACUAAUCGUACAGAUUUUUAGAAUUUCUGUCCAAUUCAGAUGACACCUUAGCUCUGAAACAAGCUUGUUGUACUGUAAUAGGUUUGACUGCUUUUGAAAAUGUCUUUUUCAAGUCCAGACAACUACAUCCACUGUUUGUAAAUGUGUGUACAGAGUCUGUGUGCAUGCUCCUGAGUGUGUUUGUGUGUGUGUGUGUGUGUGUGUGUGUGUGUGUGUGUGUGUGUGUGUGUGUGUGCAUGCGUUUGUGUUUGUGUUUGUGUGUGCGUGUUCGCCACGCCUUUGUAGUUCUCAACUUUGAAAAUAACAAUCAAAAAAACUCUAGUUUAAAUUUUCACUAGUCCAGUAUACUCAAGCUACUGUCUGACAAAACGUGAGUUUUUUCCCCGUCGCAGCUCGCACACAAAUCGUAUGCAAAAGCCCCCCUACGCUGGUAUUUUUCCAUGUAAAGGGUCUCCACUGCUAAGCACACAGGCAAAUCCAUUGGCUGACAGCAACUUUCUCUCAGGGUUCAUCAGCUCCUUCAUCCUGUAAGAGCAAGGUUGCUGAGUUUUUAUGUAAAUUCAAGUGCCUUCUGCCCCUCACUGGUUUGAAUUUUGAUUUGCAUGUGGCUCCAUUGCUGUUGAAUGAGGGAGCACAUAAGAGGGAAAACAAUUUUAGGUGUGGAUGUGGUUUUCAGUUUUGGGCCAGCUGCUUACAAGGACUGUCAUGAUCUUCCAGUCAAGUGCUGCUAAACAUGUGAGGAUAGAAGAUAGCAUUUUUUUCUGUAAUUCAAAGCUUGCUUAAAAUCAUGUUUGGUUUAUUUUUAUUGAUGUUGCUUUUGUUUGCUGUUAUAAUCUUGAUGUUCAGUUAAUGACGGAUAUAAUCUUUGACACUCCUAAUGUUUCCUCAUGUUAUCACGAUAAUCGGAGAAUGCUGACGCUGGCAUAUCAGCACGUUAUUCCGAAGUACACACCCCUCUCAUGCAGUUGUUUCAAGCACACAAUAUAGUGCCACUUGGAACACCAAAUCUCAACUUUUAAAACAAGAUUAAUGUGAACAUCAUAGUGAAAUACUUUUGAGGCAUGUAAUUGACGUACUCGUCAUUUAAAAAGGAAAAACAAUAUUUAAAUAAAGUUCUUGUACUCACAAAA
Messenger RNA from Amphiprion ocellaris (clown anemonefish), 3426 nucleotides. Its product is annotated as insulin-like growth factor-binding protein 5. The transcript is spliced from 4 exons. Gene Ontology annotation, biological process: regulation of insulin-like growth factor receptor signaling pathway. Gene Ontology annotation, molecular function: insulin-like growth factor II binding; fibronectin binding; insulin-like growth factor I binding. NCBI's taxonomy places the organism in Eukaryota, Metazoa, Chordata, Actinopteri, Pomacentridae. The record is from RefSeq and is a predicted model, not a curated record. Gene Ontology annotation, cellular component: extracellular region. The coding region runs from base 467 to 1261 and encodes 264 amino acids.